Pollicipes pollicipes is the source of this 552-nucleotide messenger RNA. Its product is annotated as pupal cuticle protein 36a. Gene Ontology annotation, cellular component: extracellular region. The coding region runs from base 1 to 552 and encodes 183 amino acids. Gene Ontology annotation, molecular function: chitin binding. The record is from RefSeq and is a predicted model, not a curated record. The transcript is spliced from 4 exons. NCBI's taxonomy places the organism in Eukaryota, Metazoa, Arthropoda, Thecostraca, Pollicipedomorpha, Pollicipedidae.
AUGUGUCGCGGAGGUCAGGGCGGCGGCGGCCAGCACAGCCUGAAGGAUACGAUCCCGGGCGGCGGGGAGCCGGGAGUGGACUACCCGACCCUGGCCGUCGUGCCAGAGACAUCCUUCUCUUGCGAGGACUAUUCGACCGGCGGCUACUACGCCGACAUCAACGACCCGGCUCUGUGCCAGGUCUUCCACAUCUGCUACGACAACCGCAUGGACUCGUUCCUGUGCCCGAACGGCACACUCUUCAACCAGAAGUACUUUGUCUGCGACUGGUGGUACAACGUCGACUGCGCCGCCUCCGAGUCUUUCUUCCAGCUCAACGAAGAGAUCGGCAAGACAGACGCCUCGGGCAGCGGAAGCGGCAGCGGCGGCGGCAGCAACGGCGGGGGCGUCAACAACGGCUACGGCGCGCCGUCCGGUGCUGGCGGCAGCGGAGGCAACGGCUUCGGAAACGGCGGCAGCGGUGGCAGCGUGAACAGCGGCUACGGAGCGCCCACGAGCGGCGGCGGCGGCGCCGGCCAGCCGUCCGGCCUGUACGGCACGCCGGGCUUCUAG